Corylus avellana is the source of this 3228-nucleotide messenger RNA. Its product is annotated as Pentatricopeptide repeat (PPR) superfamily protein. The record is from RefSeq and is a predicted model, not a curated record. Gene Ontology annotation, molecular function: protein binding; RNA binding. Lineage: Eukaryota; Viridiplantae; Streptophyta; Magnoliopsida; Fagales; Betulaceae. Gene Ontology annotation, biological process: RNA modification.
CUUUUCAAGAAGGCCGCAUUUGGUUGGCCCAUGGAAACAAGGCAAACGAGUGAAGAACCCAAAACUGAUUCUGAACGGUCAAAAACACCCGCCAAAGCAUGAGUUCCAUAGUUAAUGGCUCACCAUCACAUCCCUCACCUUCGGUUAAUAAGGCUCUGCUCUUUCCCAUCAAUACCUCUGUGCAAAACUCCAUCAGUUUGUACAUUCUGUACUCUUGUGCCAACCCAAAGAACACCCACAAGCUGGAAAACCUUUUCACACAUUUUCCAAGAGUGCUCGGAUCAACGAGCUCUGAAUCCGGGCAAACAAGCCCAUGCUCGCAUGCUCGUUACUGGGUUUCAGCCCACCGUCUUUGUUGCGAAUUGUUUGGUGCAAAUGUAUGUGAAAUGUCGUAGUUUGGAAUAUGCUUCUAACGUGUUUGAUAGAAUGGGGCAACGAGACACGGUCUCCUGGAACACGAUGAUUUUUGGGUACGCAGGAUGUGAGAAGAUGGAGAUCGCGCAGCUGUUUUUUAACAGAAUGCCCUUGAGAGAUGUGGUGUCUUGGAAUUCUUUGAUCUCAGGGUACUUGCUGAAGGGUGAUUAUUCGGAGUCGAUUGAUAUAUUUGUGAAGAUGGGGAGAACGGGGAUGGUGUUCGACCGUACUACGUUUGCAGUUUCUUUGAAAUCAUGUUCCGUUACCGAAGACGUUGACUUGGGGAUUCAGAUUCAUGGACAUGCAGUGAGGAGAGGUUUCGAUAAUGACGUGGUAACAGGAAGUGCUCUAGUACAUAUGUAUGCCAAAUGUAAGAAAUUAGUUGAUUCUCUCCAGGUUUUCCACGAAAUGCCCGAAAAGAAUUUGGUUUCUUGGAGCGCUGUUAUUGCCGGUUGUGUUCAGAAUGAUCAGUUCAUUAAGGGCUUAGAACUGUUCAAGAAGAUGCUGAAGGUGGGAAUCAAGGUUAGUCAAUCUAUUUAUGCUAGUCUUUUCAGGUCCUGUGCAGGGUUAUCUGCAUUUAGGUUAGGCACUCAGUUGCAUGGACACGCCUUAAAGACCAACUUUGGAUUUGAUGUCAUUGUGGGAACUGCCACUAUGGAUAUGUAUGCAAAAUGUGACAGCAUGCCUGAAGCUCGAAAGCUAUUUAACUCAUUGCAAAACCAUAAUUUGCAAUCUUACAAUGCCAUUAUUGUUGGUUAUGCUCGACGUUAUCAAGGUUUCAAAGCUCUGGAGCUAUUUUGGCUUUUGCAGAAAUCUGGCCUUGGUUUUGAUGAGAUAAGCCUAUCUGCUGCAUUUAGCGCAUGUGCAGUGAUCCAAGGAAAUUUGGAGGGGCUUCAACUACAUGGAUUAGCAGUUAAGAAUUGUUUGAGGUCAAGUAUUUGUGUGGCAAAUGCAAUGUUGGACAUGUAUGGUAAAUGUGGAGGUCUCUUUGAAGCUUGUAGCGUGUUUGAUGAGAUGGGAAGAAGAGAUGCUGUGUCUUGGAAUGCAAUUAUUGCAGCCCAUGAGCAGAAUGAAAAUGAAGAGGAAACACUUUCUCUCUUUGUUUCAAUGCUCCAAUCAAGAAUGGAACCUGAUGAGUUCACCUAUGGCAGUGUUUUAAAAGCAUGUGCUGGUCAGCAAGCUUUAAACUAUGGCUUGGAGAUCCAUAACAGAAUAAUCAAAUCCAGAAUGGGGUUGGACUUGUUUGUUGGAAGUGCCCUUGUGGAUAUGUACUGCAAGUGUGGAAUGAUGGAAGAGGCAGAAAAGAUCCAUGACAGAUUAGAAGAACCAACGAUGGUUUCUUGGAAUGCCAUAAUUUCUGGAUUCUCAAUGCAAAAGCAAAGUGAGAGUGCUCAGAGAUUUUUCUCCCAGAUGUUGGAGAAGGGUGUAAACCCAGAUAACUUCACUUAUGCAACAGUUCUCGACACUUGUGCUAAUUUGGCUACCGUUGGACUUGGGAAGCAAAUCCAUGCUCAAAUCCUUAAGCUGGAAUUGCAAUCAGAUGUGUAUAUAACCAGCACUCUCGUCGAUAUGUACUCAAAAUGUGGAAACAUGCAAGACUCCCAAUUAAUGUUUGAGAAAGCACCUAGGCGAGAUCCUGUGACAUGGAAUGCAAUGAUUUGUGGAUAUGCUUACCAUGGUUUUGGAGUAGAGGCCCUGACGACUUUUGAGAAUAUGCAGCUUGUAAAUGUGAGACCAAACCAUGCUACUUUUGUUUCAGUUCUUCGUGCUUGUGCGCACAUUGGGCAUGCUGAGAAAGGGUGGCAUUACUUCCAUGCUAUGCGGAGUGACUAUGGUUUCGAUCCUCAGUUGGAGCAUUAUACAUGUAUGGUUGAUAUAUUAGGCCGGUCAGGUAAAGUUAAUGAGGCUUUGAAACUUAUUCAAGAGAUGCCUUUUGAAGCUGAUGCUGUUAUUUGGAGAACUCUCCUCAGUAUUUGCAAGAUCCAUGGGAAUGUAGAGGUGGCAGAAAAAGCGGCAAAUUCUAUCCUGCAAUUAGAACCUCAAGACUCUUCUGCUUAUGUCCUUCUGUCAAAUAUCUAUGCUGAUGCAGGUAUGUGGGUUGAGGUAACCGAGAUGAGAAAAAUAAUGAGGUACAAUUAUUUAAAAAAGGAACCGGGUUGUAGUUGGAUCGAGGUAUUAGAUGAGGUUCACACAUUUCUUGUUGGUGACAAGGCUCAUCCGAGAUGCAAAGAGAUAUAUGAGAAGCUUGAUGUUCUAAUUGGUGAGAUGAAGUGGGAUGGGUAUGUUCCACAUUUUGAUUUUGUACUUGAUGAGGAGAUUGAGGAACUCCAAGAGCAAGAAGAGCUCAGAUCUAGCAUGAAUGUUAUGUAGUUGACAGCCAGGUGAAGAGCAUGAGAUUUUUUCAAUGACUUUUCCAUGAUUGCAAUUUGGAAUAAGUUGGGAAACGAAUAUAGAAGAGUUGGACACAAGUUCGGCAGCACAAUCACCAAGACUCAGGUAUUUGGUAAAUUUACUGAUUUGUGGGAAGAUUAUACAGCUUGUGACAUUGUACUGGGGGUUCUUACUAGAAAUUUGGAGAUCUUGGAUACAAUUUAGGAAAAGAAGUGAUAGAUACUGAGUUAUAAGGAUGGCAUGAAUUGAUUAUGCAGGAGGAAUAAGAAGAAUCUAGUCUUUGGAAAAACUGGCCAUGUGGUAUUGAUUAUCCCUGACCAGGUUUUUCCGUUUCAGGCCCCAUUUUUGAACAAAUAAUUAUAGCAGAAAGGUGGUAAUUUGAACACGAAUGGGUUCGUCCAUUGAAAUAAACAACAGAAUGAA